Molecule: messenger RNA, 492 nt
Organism: Lathyrus oleraceus (garden pea)
Lineage: Eukaryota; Viridiplantae; Streptophyta; Magnoliopsida; Fabales; Fabaceae
Exons: 2
Coding region: 1-492 (163 amino acids)
Molecular function (GO): RNA-DNA hybrid ribonuclease activity; nucleic acid binding
Source: RefSeq, a predicted model, not a curated record
AUGGUUGAGUAUGAGGCAUGUAUCCUGGGCAUCAAAGCCGCCAUUGAUAUGAAAAUUCAGUUCCUGGACGUAUAUGGAGAUUCAGCCCUGGUAGUGAGUCAGAUUAAAGGAGAUUGGGAUACCAAGCAUGAAAAUCUUAUUCCCUACAGAGAGCAUGUGCUGUCUUUGAUCCCACAUUUUGAAGAGAUUACCUUUGGACACAUUCCACGAGGAGAGAAUCAGUUGGUAGAUGCAUUAGCCACCAUGGCAUCUAUGUUUGAGAUUAGCUGGGAUGAUGAAGCUCCCAAGAUUACUAUUGAUAGAUUUGAGAAGCCUGCAUACUGCAAUGAGAUUGAUACUGAAGGAGGAGAGGAAAAGCCUUGGUUCUAUGAAGUAAAAAGAUAUCUUGAAACUCAGGAGUUCCCUGAAGGGGCAUCUGUCAAAGAUAAGAAGUUUUUGAGGAGGUUUUCUGCUAAGUUCUUCUUGAGUAAUGGAAUUUUUUUGUCUGCUUGA